GUGCGUGCAUGUCAAAAAAGCAGAGAUCGUCAGAAAUAGAAACCAAGGAAGGAAAAAGAAAAAGCGGGUUAACGGAGACUCCAGGGGCCGUCUAUUUUGGAAAUAAUUUGAUUCCAGGGAUUGCUUAUCGGAACCAAAGAAACAACAGUUGCGUGAAACAUUGGGAAAGUAAUGAGGACAUCUGUUCACCCGCUAUACAGCUUUUGAGGCGCAAGGAGAAAUAAUUAAACCAAUGUCUUUGUCGAAAGAGUGCAAUUCAACCUACUAGGCAAGAGAAGACAAGGGGAGAGCGGCAAAAUUGUCCCCAUCAUCAAGGGGACGGUGAAGUUGGAGGAGGAGCAACUCAGUAAUUCAAGGAGUUCAUUUUUAAGAUAGCUAGUUGUAACACAUACUUUUGUUCUUGGUGUUGUUAUUCAGAACAUACCUAUCAUUUCAAAGCCAGAUAAAUACUUUUCACAUCACAAGUUAUUUUUAAUGAUUUAGGAUUUUUGGAAAAAAAAUCCCUUCUUUUCCUGGCGAUUCCGUGCUGAAGGAUGCCAGAUCAGAUCUCGGUGUCCGAGUUCCUCGCGGAGACUACGGAGGAUUACAACUCCCCCACGACGUCCAGCUUCACUACCCGGCUGCAGAGCUGUAGGAAUACCGUUAACGUGCUGGAAGAGGCUUUGGAUCAAGACCGGACAGCACUGCAGAAGGUGAAGAAGUCCGUCAAAGCAAUCUUCAGUUCAGGGCAAGAUCAUGUGCAGAAUGAAGAGAACUACGCUCAAGCGCUCGACAAGUUCGGCAGUAACUUCAUCAGCCGGGACAACCCUGAUCUGGGCACAGCCUUUGUCAAGUUCUCCACCCUCACCAAGGAGCUAUCUGCCCUGCUCAAGAACCUGCUCCAGAGCCUGAACCACAAUGUGAUCUUCACCCUGGACUCCCUCCUGAAGGGGGACCUGAAAGGUGUCAAAGGGGAUAUAAAGAAACCUUUUGACAAGGCAUGGAAGGAUUAUGAGGCCAAGUUUACAAAGAUUGAAAAAGAGAAGCGAGAGCACGCCAAGCAGCAUGGGAUGAUCCGCACAGAGAUCACUGGAGCCGAGAUCGCUGAGGAGAUGGAGAAGGAGCGGCGGCUUUUCCAGCUGCAGAUGUGCGAGUACCUAAUCAAAGUCAAUGAGAUCAAAACCAAGAAGGGGGUGGAUCUUCUUCAGAACCUAAUAAAGUAUUACCACGCACAAUGCAACUUUUUCCAGGAUGGCUUGAAAACUGCAGAUAAGCUAAAGCAGUAUAUAGAGAAGCUGGCUGCUGAUUUGUACAAUAUAAAGCAGACACAGGAUGAAGAGAAGAAGCAGCUGACCGCCCUGCGGGAUCUGAUCAAGUCCUCUCUACAGUUGGACCAGAAGGAGUCAAGGAGAGACUCUCAGAGCAAGCAGGGUGGAUACAGCAUGCACCAGCUCCAGGGCAACAAAGAGUUUGGCAGUGAGAAAAAAGGCUACCUGAUGAAGAAAAGCGAUGGAUUGCGGAAGGUGUGGCAGCGGAGGAAGUGUUCGGUGAAGAACGGGAUCCUCACCAUAUCACACGCCACAUCCAACAGGCAGCCAGUUAAACUCAAUCUGCUCACCUGCCAGGUGAAGCCAAGCGGAGAGGACAAAAAGUGCUUCGACCUCAUUUCCCAUAAUCGAACAUACCAUUUCCAGGCUGAGGAUGAGCAGGAGUUUGUGAUCUGGAUCUCAGUGCUGACUAACAGUAAGGAAGAGGCCCUGAAUAUGGCCUUCCGCGGGGAGCAGACUCCUGGGGAGGACAGCCUGGAGGACCUCACCAAGGCCAUCACUGAUGACGUGCUGCGCAUGCCCGGCAAUGACAUGUGCUGCGACUGUGGGGCCCCAGACCCCAAAUGGUUGUCCACAAACCUGGGUAUUUUGACAUGCAUUGAGUGUUCAGGCAUCCACAGGGAGAUGGGAGUACAUAUUUCACGAAUCCAGUCCAUGGAGCUAGAUAAAUUGGGAACUUCUGAACUCUUGCUGGCCAAGAAUGUAGGAAACAGUAGUUUUAAUGAAAUUAUGGAAGGGAACCUUCCUUGUCCUUCACCAAAGCCCGUUCCGUCAAGUGACAUGACGGCAAGGAAGGAGUUCAUCAAUGCCAAGUAUGUGGACCACAAAUUUGCCCGCAAGACCUGCACUUCGGCAUUUGCCAAGAUGAGCGAGCUGUAUGAAGCUGUGAAGUCUAGGGAUCUACUUGCACUAAUCCAGGUCUAUGCCGAGGGGGUGGAGCUGAUGGAGCCGCUGCCCGAGCCAGUCCAGGAGCCAGGAGAGACAGCACUCCACUAUGCGGUGCGGACUGCAGACCCGACCUCACUGCACCUAGUCGACUUCCUUGUGCAGAACAGCGGCAAUCUGGACAAGCAGACAGAGAAGGGGAACACGGCACUGCACUACUGCUGCAUGUAUGAGAAGUACGAGUGUCUCAAACUGCUCCUGAGGGGCAAGCCUGCGACAGACAUCACCAAUCUAAAUGGAGAGACUGCACUGGAUGUCGCCAAGAGGCUAAGGAACACACAGUGUGAAGAACCAUUGGUGCAGGCGGCAGCUGGGAGGUUGAACCCUCACGUGCAUGUGGAGUAUGAGUGGAAUCUGCGGCCCGAGGAGAUGGAUGAGAGUGAUGACGACCUGGAUGACAAGCCCAGUCCCAUUAAGAAGGAGCGCUCCCCACGGCCCCAGAGCUUCUGCCACUCCUUCAGCCUCUCCUCCCAGGAUAAGCUGUCACUGCCUGGGUUCAUCGGGUACCGCGACAGACAGCGCCUCUCCUACAGCGCCUUCACCAACCAGAUGUACAGCGUCUCCACUGACUCAGCCACCUCGCCUGUCAUAGAUGCCCCACCUCUACCCCCCAGGAACGUUGGCAAAGUACCAAUUCUGACUUUUACCGGAUCUCAGACGUCACACUAUGCCACUGUGGCGGGCACCCGACCAUUUCUCCCUCCCUCCUCUGGUCCCUCCACCCUCCCUCUGGGCUCCCAAGCACUCGGGGGCUCUACCCUGUCCAAGAAGAGGCCUCCGCCCCCUCCCCCCGGCCACAAACGCACCCUGUCUGACCCGCCCAGCCCUCUACCUCAUGGCCCACAGAGUAAAGGAGGGAUAACUUGGGGAAGCGACUCCACACCGCCUGUAAUGAAUAAGGCAUCACCUGCAGCUAACAAGUUUGAAGGCAUUCCACAGCAGCAAAGCACUACUUCUAGUACCACGAAAUCUACACUUGGUCCAAGGGUUCUCCCCAAACUACCUCAGAAAGUGGCACUACGCAAAAUCGACACCAUCCAUCACCCCUCCAUAGACAAACCCAGCCACCUCCCAGAGUUGCUGCAGAAGCCCCCCCAGACUGCUGAGACUCCACAGAAAGCCCCACUGCCAGAAAAGCUGCAGCUGGGAGAUCUGCCUCCCAAGCCCCACAUUUCAGACUUGCCCCCUAAGCCAGGAGAACUGCCCCCCAAACCACAGCUGUCUGACCUUCCUCCCAAACCCCACCUUGGGGACCUCCCCCCAAAACCUCAAAUCAAAGACCUCCCCCCUAAGCCUCAGCUCUCAGAUAUCUCCCCAAAGCCACCAGUGGCUGAAUCCAAACUGUUCACCGGUGAAGUGACACCAAAACCACAGCCCUCUGACACAUCGGCCUCGAGCCAGCAGGAUGAGCAGGUGCCACAACAGGCUAGGGAGGAAACCAAUGGCACCCCACUUUGUGUCACUGAGAUGCCCGUCCCACUGCCCAGAAAAAUAAAUACGGGGAAGAGCAAAGCGAGGCGGGUGAAAACCAUCUAUGACUGCCAGGCAGACAAUGACGACGAGCUCACUUUCGCAGAGGGAGAGGUGAUCAUUGUCACGGGAGAGGAAGACCAGGAGUGGUGGAUCGGGCACAUUGAAGGGCAGCCAGAGAGGAAAGGGGUGUUCCCCAUGUCCUUUGUGCACAUUCUGUCUGACUGACUGUGGAGGGCCUUUCCUAUUGCACAAACUCUGACCCCCCCCUGGCCUCACGCAUUAAUGAGGGUGCCACCUCUGUAUAUAGCUGCUGUUACAACCAGAAACAAAACAAAGCAAACAACCCCACAUGGGCUCAUCUCACCUUCUUGCUGAAGGACAGAUGUAAAUAAACAGUGUUAUCCUGCCUGUACCAGUAUUGCAAUAGUCUUGGAGCCUGGCACGCCUUACUGGGUUUGCUGUAGCUAUCCUCGAAAUUGAGCACUUACAUAACAUCUGCCUAUGCUGUUACUGUAAGUAUAUAUGUAUGUAUGUACAUAUGUGUAUACAUGUACACAUUUGUGCACAUAGGAAUACAU
Molecule: messenger RNA, 4303 nt
Organism: Megalops cyprinoides (Indo-Pacific tarpon)
Lineage: Eukaryota; Metazoa; Chordata; Actinopteri; Elopiformes; Megalopidae
Gene: asap1b
Product: ArfGAP with SH3 domain, ankyrin repeat and PH domain 1b
Exons: 30
Coding region: 534-3950 (1138 amino acids)
Biological process (GO): positive regulation of GTPase activity
Cellular component (GO): cytoplasm
Molecular function (GO): protein binding; GTPase activator activity
Source: RefSeq, a predicted model, not a curated record